Molecule: messenger RNA, 4848 nt
Organism: Hypanus sabinus (Atlantic stingray)
Lineage: Eukaryota; Metazoa; Chordata; Chondrichthyes; Myliobatiformes; Dasyatidae
Product: murinoglobulin-2-like
Cellular component (GO): extracellular region
Molecular function (GO): endopeptidase inhibitor activity
Source: RefSeq, a predicted model, not a curated record
ACACUCUCUCACUCUCUUUCCACCACAAUCUCUCUUGCACAUGCACAUACCCUCGCAUCUCCUCUCUCUUGCCCGCACACAAUCUCUAUCGCCCACAUACACUCUCUCUCCACAGCUCUCUCCACCCCUCCCCUCUGUACCUCCCCACACACUCUGUUUGUUCUGUGUAAACAUGUUUACCGCGAAGGUGGUGAUGAAAUCCUGCGACCUCCUGUACCGGAUUUAAGUCAGAGAGCAGGGGACAGAAGGUCACUCCGUGGACGUGUCGCGGGACAGAGUGCGGGCAUGGUGCUGGCCUGGAUUCUCGUCUUCUUAAUGGUCUCGGCACUGGGGGACGCGCUCCCGCAUGCUGUGGUGCUGAUCCCGUCGGAGAUACAGAUCGGGACCCAGGAGAAGGUUUGCGUGAUCCAGCCCACGGGGACAGGGAGCGGAUCGCUCCGGGUGACUCUUCACUAUGCCUCCAUCAACGCCACCCUCCUGGACAAGGACACGGCGGGUGUGGGGCAUCAUGGGUGUAUGGAGUUCACGGUGCCGGACAUUGAACUGCAGGAUGAAGAUGAUUCAGUGGCCACCAUCACCGUGAUUGGAUCCGGCCAGACAGAGGCAAUCAAUGUCACCAGGAAGGUUUUCCUGAGGAAACUGCAUUCCUUGACAUUCGUACAGACGGACAAGCCCGUGUACAAACCUGGCCAGGCAGUGCGGUUCCGCGUCGUCUCUCUGACCCAGGAUUUCUUGCCGGCCGAGGAGAAGUACCCGCUGAUAACGCUCUGGGACCCUCAGCGGAAUCGGAUCGGCCAGUGGAGGAACGUGGAACACAAGCAGGGAAUUGUGGACCUGACGUACAACCUGAGCCCUGAGCCCCUGAUGGGAAACUACGAGAUCGAGGUGAUCAAGUCCACAGGGAAUAACUUGCACUCCUUCACAGUGGAGGAAUACGUUCUCCCGAAAUUCGAGGUGAAGCUCCAUAUUCCGAAGUUGAUCACGAUUCUCGACAGAACGAUCCACGUCCAAGUGUGCGGGAGGUACACGUACGGGAAACCCAUGCGGGGUGUGGUAAACGGCACGGUCUGUCUGAAGCGUUAUUACACUCACGGGAACCCAGAUCUUUGUCACUAUGUUGUGGACAGGAUGGACAAUGACGGCUGCAUCUCCCGGGAUCUCGCCACCGCUCUAUUCCAACUGAGAAGGAAUUGGAACAUCGAAAUCCGCGCACACUUCGUCCUGGAGGAGGACGGGACAGGAAUUAGGAGGGAAAAGUCAGCAUCCUGCAUGGUUGCCUCGGAGGUCACGAAGAUCCACUUUGAAGACAUUGGGAUGUACUACAAGAGAGGACGCCCGUUUUCUGGAAAGGUGGUGAUCAAGUUGGCCACAGGGAAACCAAUGCCAAGGGUGAAAGUGUAUCUGUUCAACUCGUUCAAUCCCGGGGCCCAAGAGAUUCUGGUCGAUGACCAAGGAGAGGGAACCUUCUUCCUCGACACCUCUGAAUGGGAAGACGAGCAGGUGUCCUUCAUGGCCAUUUAUCAUCUUCAGCCUGAGGACAAUUACCACUCUCCACGGCUCCCCAGCCACUCUCACGCCCGGCACUCAGUCAAGCGGUUCUACUCCAAGUCCAACAGCUUCCUGUCCAUCACGAGUCGUCAGAGGGAGCUGCCGUGCACGUUCGAUCUGGAGAUGCCGAUUAGUUACAUCAUCAAAGUUCUUCCAGACGGCGGAUCUCUCGAUCUGGAGGUGUUCCAGUUGGCGAUGGCCAGAGGGAAGAUCAUCAGCUUUGAGAAGAGCUCACAAUCCAUCGAGGGGACGGAGGAGGGAUCCUUCACUCUCCGUCAGAUGAUCACCGCAGAUAUGUCUCCCGUCACCCGGAUCCUGGUGUUCACCGCGCUCCCUAACGGCGAGAUCAUUGCCGACACCAUCAAGUUCAAUGUCGCCAAAUGUUUCCACAAUCAGGUGCAGCUCAAAUUCUCCGGCUCUCGAGGAGCUCCCGGCACCCCGAUCAGUGUCGACCUUCGGGCACAGCCAGGCUCCCUGUGCGGACUUCGAGUUGUGGAUCAGAGUGUUCUGCAGAAACCGGAACAGGAGCUGACAGUUAACAGCAUCUACUCCAGCCUGCCAAUGUCUGAUCUCAAUGAUUACCAUGAAUCGAUUCUGGACGACGAUGACGAGUUUUGUAAACCGGACGACGGGGGCUACAGGAUUGCUCCGGAAGAUCGGCAGUCGGUCUUCGACGUCAACCGACUCCUCGAGGGCAUGGGGCUAAAGAUCUUCACUGAUUUUGAUUAUUAUGUCCCAGUGAACUGCGACUACUCCGACUACUACUACUUCGGAGGGUAUGAGCUGACUACUUUUCGUGCGAGAAUAAUGGAGAAGCAAGCGAUCCUGGAUGACGUUGAUUCAGUGCAAAACAUGGUCCCGUUGAUGAGUUCCCCCGCUGGUGGUUUGCAUCCCCUUGAAGAAAAAGUCCGGGAAUAUUUCCCAGAGACAUGGAUCUGGGAACUGAUCCCUGUCAGUUCCACCGGACACUCCAACCUUGAAGUCACGGUCCCGGACGCCAUCACCGAGUGGAAGGGGAGUGCGUUCUGCAGCGGGGACGCAGGCUUUGGGCUCUCGGACACGGUGUCUCUGUUCGCCUUUAAGCCCUUCUUCGUGGACCUGGUGCUGCCCUACUCCGUCGUAAGGACCGAGGGCUUCUCCCUCAAAGCGAAGGUCUUCAACUACAUGGCGGAGAGUCUAAUGGUCAAGGUCACCCUGGUUGAAGCUGAGGGCUUCGAUAUGGCGUUCUCCAACCGUGAACGCGAAGUAUGCGUCCUGUCCAAGGGCAGCGUUACCCUCAGUUGGAAUCUGACCGCCUCGGGGUUGGGCGAGAUGAACAUCACUGUGCGGGCAGAGUCUGUCCACUCGUCCACCCUUUGUGGGAACGAAGUUGUCGUCGUUCCGCCGAAGGGAGCCGUCGACAUCAUCCGCAAGCCGCUGAUUAUCGAGCCCGAAGGCUCAGAGACCGAGUUGUCGCACACCUCCUUGCUCUGUCCUGCUGGGAAAGACAUCACCGAGAAGAUCCAUCUCCAGGUCCCAGAAGACGUGGUGGAAGGAUCGGCCAGAGCCUACGUCACCGUGCUGGGUGACCUCAUGGGAAGCGCGAUGGAAAAUCUGGAUCAUUUGCUCGACCUGCCCACGGGCUGUGGUGAGCAGAACAUGGUGAAGUUCGCCCCCAACAUCUAUGUGCUGAGUUACCUCCAGAAAACGCAACAGCUCACGCCCGAGAUCAAGGAUAUAGCUCUCGGCUUCUUGCGGACAGGAUAUCAACUCCAGCUGUACUACAAACACCAUGACGGUUCCUUCAGUGCCUUCGGAAGCGAUGAUGGAGUGGGGAACACGUGGCUCACUGCCUUCGUGCUGAAGUCUUUCCUGCACGCCCAGCCCUACAUCUUCAUCGAUGACUCUGUCCUGCAGCAGGCCGCCUCUUUCUUGCUUAAGUACCGGCUGGAGUCAGGCUGUUUCAGAAGCGUGGGUAACCUGUUCAAUAACGCCAUGAAGGGCGGCGUCGAUGAUUCAAUCUCUCUUUCGGCCUACGUCACCUCUGCGCUCCUUGAGUUACAAAGGCUGAGGGCCAGUAUGGCCGAUGAGAUUUACAAGAAGGCUCAGGAAAGGUUGGAGAGUGAGUCUUCAAGCAACGAGGCAGAAGGAACUACGCUGCCCAAAGUCGAGAGGGAGGAGACCCAGCCUGCAGGUUUCCAGACGGCAGUGCUGGAGCCUUCUCUCCGUUGCCUGUGGAAGCAGAUGGAGACAGUGAACAGCACGUACACGCUGGCUCUUCUCGCCUACACAUUCACCCUGGCAGGGGACAACGUCUCCAGGGACUGGCUCCUCGAUAAGCUGGAGGGUUUAGCUGUCAAAAAUGAUGGAAUGAGGCAUUGGACGAGGGUCCCAGAGGCGGAGGAAGAGGAUGAGGAGUUCAGUUGGUACUGGAGGAGAGCGCCCUCAGCUGAGGUGGAGAUGACGGCCUAUGUCCUCCUCGCCCUCCUGUCCCAGCCCUCGGUGAGGCCUGCAGACCUGCAGAGGGCCUUCACUAUUGUCAGAUGGCUGGUCCGACAGGAGAAUCCGUACGGGGGCUUCGACUCUACCCAGGACACGGUGGUCGCUCUUCAUGCUCUCUCACUCUACGGGAGCCUGACCCACGUGUCGGACCCUCAGGGGCUGGUGACGUUGACCGGAAAGAACGAGUUCCACCGGGAAAUCCGGCUGGACGCCUCAAACCAGCUGGUGCUUCAGAGCGAGAAGCUGCAGGAUGUUCCCGGUGACUACACUGCCCACGUCAGCGGGAACAGCUGUCUGUUGCUGCAGACCACACUGCGGUACAAUACCCUUCCCAAGCAUCGCGACUCCGCCUUCCAGCUCUCGGCCGAGAUGAGGAGAACGGGUGACGACACCGACGGAAGCAUCAUCAACAUCAAUGUGACGUACGUCGGGUCUCGUAACGUCUCCAACAUGGUCAUCGUGGAUGUGAAGAUGUUUUCCGGGUACUCUGCUCAGAAGCCGUGGCAUCCUCGUGUGAGCCGGUCAGAGACGCAGGACGGGCACUUGUUGAUGUACAUCCCCGAGAUGGACAAGCUCCAGCCGAUCGAACUGUUUGUUCCUCUUCACCGGGACUUCGUUGUGGAGAAUCUUCAGGACGCCUACGUGACCGUCUACGACUACUACGAGACGGACGAGGCCGCCAUCGUUGGAUACCGCCCGCACUAGCGGAGGAUCCGACUGAAACGCGCUGACUGCGGCAGAAGAGGACAUUGCUCCACCAGAGCUCAGAUCAAUGUUUCAGUAACUUGCAAUCACUUCUAAUAAAUAAAUGUCUUAAUC